AUUCAGCCACACCAGAAAAAUGCAACGAUAUAGUAUCUAAACAAAAGGAUGACGGAUCUUUUGAAAUUAGUGAGACGAUCUGUGAAGAAAUAGAAAUUCCUGUUGAUGUAGUACCUGUAGUAAAGAAAUGUACACAAAACGAGAAACUUAAAUCACCCGAAUCAGAGCCGUGGUGGAAAACAGCACUUGCUCUUAGUUACCUUAAAAUCGCUGCACCACAUCAUAAAAAACUAUGGGAAGAUAAAUCCAAAAAAGCCCGUGAUUAUCUUUCUAAACAAAUCGGAGAUAAAGAUGCUAAGGAAUUAUUAGAUUGCACUGAUAAAUAUGUAGUUGAUAAUGUCACUAAGAAGGUUGAUAAAGAUCAUAAGAAAGCCGCUGCACUUCCUCUAGUUCAAGAAUCAGCUUCUCCUGAGAAAUGUGAAGAAAUUGUGUCUAAACAAAAAGAUGACGGUUGUAUUGAAUUGGAUGAUUCAGUGUGUAACGAAUUAGAUACUCCUAAAGAAAAUAUUAUUAACACAAUUCAAAGGAACGUUAAAAACGAUAAACUUAAAACACCCGAGCGUAAAUCAAGUCUUGAAACUGCCGUUAAUCUUGCAUACCUUAAGAAAGCCGCAUCCCAGUAUGGAGAUUUAUGGAAUGAUAAAUAUAAUAAGGCUCGUGAAUAUCUUUCUAAACAAAUUGGAGAUAAAAAUGCUGAAGAGGAAUUAAUAAAAUGUGCCGAUGAUUACGUAGUUGAUAAAGCAACAGACAAAGUUAUUGAAGAAAAGAAACUUGAA
Dentiscutata erythropus is the source of this 776-nucleotide messenger RNA. NCBI's taxonomy places the organism in Eukaryota, Fungi, Glomeromycota, Glomeromycetes, Diversisporales, Gigasporaceae. The record is from the annotation of a GenBank genome assembly.